CACUUGCAUUCAAACGCAAGUUGCUCUGCGUAGCCAGCUCUCCACACUGCCUGCUCAUUUCCACACACUACUGCAGAAGAGAGUGGGACGGGAUUUGGAGUUUGGAGUUGUCGCCUGCGGCCUUCCACCUUCCCGCCGUUUGCUUCCUGUCAGGCAGAGCCAUUUGCUGUGUGCUUAUUGCUCAAGGCAUUACAAGCGGCCGCAGAGCAUCCCCUGAAAAUUCUAGAGAAAGAGAGGAGGAAGAAUGGCGGACAGUUGGGAGGACGAUGAUUUCGAGCCCGCGGCGCCCGUCGCUCCCCAGCCCCCGGUGAAGGGAGCGUGGGACGAUGAGGAAGAGGAGGAGGAAGAAGUGAAGGAGACAUCGGCAGAUAAACCGGCUGCGGCCGCUAAACCGAAGAAGGAUAAGAAGCCAAAGGCAGCCCCAAAGGAUGAGACGCUUGCAGACCCAGUUGCAGAGAAGCUUCGGCAACAAAGAUUGGUCGAAGAAUCGGACUUCAAGGCGACGAAAGAGCUGUUUGGGGGUGACAAGGAGGAGCGAAGUCUCGAGGGCUUCAUCCCAAAGACCGAGGCCGACUAUCUUGAAUACGCCACGCUUGUAGCAGAAAAGGUUACUCCCUUCCAGAAAAGCUUCCACUACCUAACGAUGCUAAAGCAGCUGUCACGUGUCGCUUCGGAGCCCUUGAAAGGCGCCGACGUGAAAGAUCUAGCAUCCGCGUUGACCGUUUUGGCCAACGAGAAACUUAAGGCGGAAAAGGCGGCGGAAAAGGGGGGCACCAAGGCGAAAGCAAAAGCGAAGCGGGAGCUCAAGGUUGAUGCUGCGGACAACGACUAUGGAGCUGCCGGAACCUACGACGAUCCAGACGGUUAUGACUUCAUGUAGGGGGCCUAGAAACCGCCGGUCAAAUUUGUCAACCAAUGUCACCAUGAUCUGUCUAACGGAAGAGUCUAGUCCACUUCGAUGUGUCCAACAUCGAUGCACGCACUCUAAAUACCAUCAGCAAUGGCUAGCUUCGUGAUUGCGCUGCUAAUGCUGCAUAUGACCAGAAGAGAAGAGGGAACAACUGAUUGCGACACUCCCAGCUUGUGUCCGAGUCUAGCCCCAGCUCAAGGGGUUUGACGAACAAUAUAGCUAGGGAUUUCAAUGAAAUACGUGUCUGCACUGUGGCAGAAGCUAUAAUGAGUACGGUAUGGCCGCCCUUAUAUGAAGCUUGCGUCAGGACCUGCUUGAUUAUAAGACUCAAGAGGACUCGAGCUCCUAAGUUUAUAUGCACAUGCAUAUAUAGCCUGCCGCCGCAAUUGCACUUCAUUUAAGAGGAUUGUUUAUGGAG
This is a messenger RNA of Klebsormidium nitens, 1328 nucleotides long. The record is from the annotation of a GenBank genome assembly. NCBI's taxonomy places the organism in Eukaryota, Viridiplantae, Streptophyta, Klebsormidiophyceae, Klebsormidiales, Klebsormidiaceae.